AUGGAUCCUGGCGCCGUGGAGAUUGUGCUACCUUGGGCAGAUGCAGCCGGCCGCAGGCUGUCAGCUUUACCAUCGGUUGGGAUCGUGCUUAAGUUUCCCUCGGCGGCCGAGGCCAACCUCUCUGCGCAGGAGACGGAUGUGAGCGUGCUUGUGAGCGACAUGAGCGAUGCUGUCCGGCUAAAUGACGAUUUGUCCGACUUCAUCAUCGAGGCAACAUCAACACCCGAGGUGUCCUCUGUGACGAUCACCUGCCCAGAGUUCUCAGCCAAGCCUCCGGGUGUGCCGAUCGUGAGUGCAAGCGAUUGCCUCUGCUUGCGGGGCUACGGCUUCGAUGCUCAAUUUGGGACAUGUGGACGCUGUCCCCAGGGUGAGUAUAAAUCUUCACUGGCAGAUACAGAAUGCGACAAAUGUGAAACUCCGAAAUCGACGGUUCAGCGUGGUGCCAUUUCGGUCCAUGAGUGCGUCUGCGCGGCUGGCUUGUACGACCAUGAGGGGGAUUGCCGCAUUUGCGAGAUCGGAUAUUACUGCAACGGCUCGGGCGUCGCACUUCCUUGUCCAGCAAACUCAACGACGAUUUCUGAAGGAUCGCGGUCUUUGUCAGAGUGUCUCUGUGAGGCCGGAUAUGAGGCUGACCGCGAUGCAGAACGGUGUGAGCCAUGCCCGUCGGGAAGGUACAAACCCAGCUUAGGCAACGAGGUCUGCUCCCUGACGUGCCCUGCAAAUGCAGACAGCAGUCGGGGCUCCACUGAAGUGGAUGCCUGCUACUGUUUGCCCGGGCAUGUGGCAGAGACUGACAACAAGGGCCAGUUACAGCGCUGUGCUUCCUGUGCUCUUUACAGUGGCUUGGUGUGCCCUGGUGACUUCGAUGAGGGCACAAGGAACCACACCCAGCCAAGAUCCAUUGCGGGCUGGUUCCAAACUGGCAGCACACUGGCGGUCCAAUGCCACGUUGUCCUUCCGAACGGAGACAGUGCCUGUAGUGGCCUUUCUCCGGAGUGCAAGCGUGAUCCAACUCUUGCAGCUUGUGGCAAAGCUGUCGGAAACCAAUGCGCCGAGGGCUCUUCUGGCAUGAUGUGUGGGGAGUGCCCGGACGGCUGGGGCAGAGGCAGCCCUUUGGAAUACUGCCAGCCCUGCCCUCAAGACGAGGGUGCCUGGUUGCUCGCUGCCGCCGUCCUAGCAGACCUCACGCGAAUUACCGUUUUGAACUUCGUUCUUACUGUUCUGGCGGCGAAAGGUUCGGGGAGCUCGCUCAAGCUCCAUACAUGCAUGAUACGCAUGAUGCAGGCCUGGAUUGGAGCAUGUCAGAUCUUGCUUACCUUUGAUCUGGAUCGGUUGCAGCCUUUCUCAUGGUCUCAGGAAGAAGCACAUGUGAGCUGCGAUGGGGAGUGCACCGAGAUUUUACGAUUUGCGUGGCCUCAAGCAGUGUCCGAUGCCAUGCACGGAGUUUUUUCUAUGAUAGCAGUGAUUCCACGGGCGAGCGUCCACUUCGCGGCCGAGUGCCAAUCUGAGACCUGGUCGAGCGACAAGGGCAUGAAGUGGAGUGCGCCGGUACUGUACUACCUUUGCUUGCCGGUGCUGAGUCUUCUCGGCACACUUUUCCUGUCGGCACUUGUGGUCUACGCCGUGCUGCCGCUGGGAAGGAUGUUCGGGAUCCAUUUCAAUGAUGCCCGGCCGCACGGGCAGGACCGAAGCGCUUGCAACCCCGCAUUGUUGAGCCUUGCCGAGAACCCUGAGGGCGAGGGUACCGAGUCGGCCCGGGGCCGGGGCCGUAUCCUGCAAGAGCUCCCGCAGGGAUUGUGGGACGAGGCGCGUGCUGUAACCUGCUCAGCUUAUCGGAUAGUGACUGAUUUCAGCAAGGUGCACUUGGAGAAGGUCCCAGAUGUCGUUCUCGCUGGAGGCAUACAAGAUGAUCAGCUUUUUGCGACUGCCGACUGCUUAGCAUCCUCGCCUCGUGGUGCUGCAGGGGUGGUUCACAUCCGAGACGCGGGCCCGCAAGCACUUGAGGCAUCCGAUGGCUUGAUCUCCGAGAAAGCCCUGCGCCGACUGGCGAUCAUUUUGAGUCUAAUGUUACAGCCACCCGUUUGGUUGCCCGGCUAA
This is a messenger RNA of Symbiodinium sp. CCMP2592, 2097 nucleotides long. The record is from the annotation of a GenBank genome assembly. Lineage: Eukaryota; Dinophyceae; Suessiales; Symbiodiniaceae.